CGCGGGGGCCAGCUGGGUGCCUGGCGACGGAGCGCGGGCCGGGAGGCGGCAGGUCCGGCGGCGGCGGCGGGCGAUCGGUAGCAGGGUGCAGGCGGUCCCAGAGCACUGGGAAAGUGGGUCUCACUCAAUUUUGUCAACUAGUCCUGCAAUACAGUCCUCCCAAUAAUGUCCUGCACCACGGAAGGAGGUCCUAUACAAGCAAAUUAUGUAUUCCGAGGGAUCGAGUAUAUAAUCACCAUGACAGUUACUGGGGACGUGUUGGAGGUGCAAGUCGAAGACAGACUGACUUCUGAACAGUGGAGAGGAGAAUUUGAGGCUGUUUAUAUUGAGGAUGUCACACACAAAACUGGAAACUUCAAACAGUUCUCCAUUUUCUGCAACAUGUUGGAGUCGGCCAUCACAAAGAGCAGUGAAUCGGUGACCCUUGACCUGCUAACCUAUGCUGACCUAGAGCUGCUAAGAAACCGUAAGACGGGAGUUGGAAUGAGGCAAGUGCCACCACCAAAAUCAGGGGCACUCAACGCUAAACGCUACCUCAUCCUCAUCUACUCGGUGGAGUUUGACAGGAUACACUACCCACUGCCACUGCCCUACACUGGGAAGCCUGAUCCAGUAGCUCUCCAGAAAGUAAUCCGGGGAUUGAAAGAGGAGCUGGCUGCAAUGAGAUCAAAGCAGGGCAUGGAUUACCGUGACACAGAGCUCAGGCGGUUGAGAGUGGAUCCCUACUGUGUGCUUCUCAGGUUUGACAAGCUACUGCAGGAGAAGCAGGAGCUGGAAGUAAUGAUACUGCAGCUUCAGGAGCAGGUGAAGCUUUCAAGUACAGCAACUGUCGCCAAAGACAUCAAAAUCCUGAAAAAAGUCAUCCAAGGCUUGGAGCAGGAGCUGAUGAAAGAGAAGACGAAAAACCAGAGGGCGGCAAGUAAGCGGAACCAGGAAUACCACCAGGUCCUUGAUGAGCUUGAAGAGGUAAAGGCUUCAGAGCGGAAGUUGAAGCUACGCGUGAAGAACCUGACCAUUGAGCUGGGUUUGUACAAAAGGGGUCGACUCACACCAGCGGGACCCUCCCCACAGAACCGGUCGAAUUUUAGCCUAAGUUCUGGACGGCGCUCUCAGAGCAGGACCGACUCAGUCCCCAGACUUCGAGAGGACAGCCAGUCUACCUCGCGGGACCGGAACAAGCAGUGGUCGGGUUCCCGAGGGAGGGAGAGGUCCACGUCCAGAGAGAGGAGUGGCCGGCGAACAUCAUUUCGUGGCGGGGAGCGAUCAUCUUCCCGGGAGAGCCAGCAAGGAAAUCGAUGCCACGUGCACAAGCUGACUCCCUCUCCAACAGGGAUCCGACAGCCCCGCUUUGACCCCACUGCGUACGUGCACGACAAGGAACGCAAACGCAAGGAGGCAGACCAGAGGAACUUGAGGAAGAUCCACAGGAACAUGAACGGCCUGACCAGCGAUGAGCGAGGACGCCCAAAGUCCCGGAACUGCUCGCAGGAAGGCAGCACCGGCAGGAUGCAAGCCGCCAGUCGAAUCCGCACUCGGAGCUCAUCGGCGGAAAAUCUCCGAAGCAGAUUCUCCUCGGUGAGCUCAGUCAGUGACUUUGAGGACAGUGGAGCACCUUCCAACUCCAGAUUGCAAAGAGUCAGAAAACCAAGACGACCAUUGGGAUCGGCUUCCUGGACCAGUCCCAACUUGCCUCAGAGGAAACCAAAACAGAAGCGUUUAGCCAGCACCCCAACAAAAUCAAACAAGGCAUCUGACAAAGAAAACUAUCUGGACUCCUGUGACCUUUCUGAAAUUGAUGCCAGGCUUAACGCUUUGCAGGAGUACAUGAAGAAGCUGGGAGCACGGACUGAGUGAGCUGAGUUCCAGACCCUUCGGUCAGAUCCUAUACGGAAAAACAUGCCGCCGAGGGCAGGGGUGGUGGGUGAGACUGCGUGGGAACUGGGAUACAGCCUUCACACAGCAUCUGCCUGAUCCAGGACAGGAAUGGUGAAGCCAACACAGAUCAAUAAGGGCUUUAUUUUCCAAAACUGUGUAUCUGUUGGUUUAUUGUAACUAGGAAUGUAAAAAAAAAGUUCCAUACAAUGGUAAACAUUUGAGUGCUGUGUCAACUUGGGAGUGUUUUUAUUUCCCUGACUGAACAAAUCUGUUGUGAGUUAUUGGCUACAAUUCCACCUGGAAAGCACAGACUCCAACCAGAGCAAGGGUGGUGGUGGAGGGGGGAAUAGUGGCAAAUACCUUAAUAACUUGGGAAAUUGAGUCCACUGGGCGAUGGUGCUUGUUUCAGACUUACUUGGUGUUUUCCCCAGAUUUGUGUAAUGAGUGCUCAUUCCCUGUCUGCUGUGUCCUACAUGCUAUUCCAAUAGGAAUUGUUGAAUACAGACCAUAUUAAAUAAGCAUAGAUGUUCAGAUAUUACUGGGAGGAAGAGAGUGUUCCUGAUGGGUGGAAAGUGGUCAGGCAAUGGCACAAUGGAAGACAGUAGGCCUGUGCUAGACUCCCAUUGAUCUCGAUGGCAAUGGAUGUACACCAUUCACCCAAAACAAUCCUAAUGUGUCCUUGCAUCAUCUCUGUUCCCAUACAUUCUCAGGAAGUUCAUUCCAUCAGUCUCCCAUUCCAAAGAUUCUCUAAUUCUCCUCCAAGAAGAAAUCCUCGCUAGUCACACCCUCGCUGGUUUCCCACUCUGGCAACAUAAUUUGGUUUAUUAUUUUCCCCAUUCCAUCUUAACCUUUCUCACCCAACUACUCAAAAGCCAAGUUUCCUUUUGGUCAACUGCAGCCUUGUUUUACUGGUCAGGAGCACAUCUGCUGCACUGGCUUCUAAACGAUGCAUUAUACCACAGGUGAUCUUGCAGUCUGUGACUUGCUUAAAUGUGCUUUUAAUUAAUUUUGUGAUGAAUGUGAUGAUGCAUGGAUUAUAAUUGAUGACUCAUGGGAUGAACUGUAAUGUAUAUAGUUUUGGGUGUUGGCCUGAGUCCAACCUGAGGUGACCAGGCCAGACAUGAGUGAAUCCCAGUGUCCUGGGUACCAGGGGGUGUACAACUUUUGCUCAAUGUUUGUGAUGAAUGUAAAUAAUUUAUUACCAGUACCUAACAUUCCACACUUGGGCCCUGCAAAGUUUGCUCCUAAUUAACUCAAAAAACCUUUUGAUGAACUUAGAUUUUGAGAAACCAUCCAAGCUUACGUGGUUUCUAGUUUGUUUUCAGAUGAGCUCAGUUCACAAACUGAUUGAUCUUGACUGCUGUUGUCCAGACUGGUGAGCAUCUAAUGCUAUAGAAUAUCUAGGAUUACCUAUGUUCCCUUACCUGUAGUGCCACACAGUUGAACACUAAAACUUCACCAGGUUGGCAAGUGUAUGAAGUUAUCUCAGCUGGAUUUGUGGGCCCAGUAGCCUGAACCCUGAGGCUAUGCUGUGCCUCAAUACUCUCAGAAUUAAUGUCAUCUACCUCCCUAAUGUCUCAGAGCCCAAGGUUGAUGUGACUGGCCACUUAAGACAUGAUAAUUUGUUUGCAAAUGGACUUGCUACUGAAUAUUCAAACCAAAAGCAUUCAUCUUCCUUGUCAAAAACCCAUAGUUUUUUUUUUACUCACUGCAUCUUUAACUGUAACAAGGAAACCACAAGUGGAGUGAGUCUAAUGCAAAGAUACAUGUUAAGUAGAUACACUGAGACAUGUCUGGGUUCAUUGUCUGAGGUGGGAAUUGUACCAGCAUUGGACUCAGGCCUGUCUUCAAGGCUGUAUUAUGUCUGUACUGCUUCCACCAUCAGGAGCUAGCAGUACAUGUGGAUGGUUGAGAGACUAGAACAUCCAUCUUCCUCUACUAUAAUAGCUAACUUUAUUUUGGUUGGGGAAAAAAUGUACACAUACAUACUCAAUAGACUUUAUUUGUACUGAUUUUUCUACAGUCUUUUUGUAAAUAAAUCUUAUUCCAACAAAAUUUGUGUUGGUCAUUUAGGCAAAAAAAACCAUAUCUCAGCCACAAUAGUUCCCUGUAUCACGGUGGCACCCCGCAGAGGUGUGAACAGAGUCUACAUGGAGUAGUUGGGACAAGAAGCUAAUGAGCAGAUAUUUUGCUGCACACAAAGUUCUUUUUAUUAUAACAGAUGCACUCCUCCAAUCAUUGCACAUCCUACAAUGGUUUUGUUCUGUUAAUAAGAACAGAAAAUGCUGGGAAAACAGCUCCAGCAUUGUUUUAAUUUCAGAUAUCCAGCAUCUGCAAGUUUUUCUAUAUAUUACAUUCAUGACCUUCAAGAACAGGAACUUUUAACAUUAAUUUGAGGUAUCAUUUCAUUAGCAACUCAUCUGGUGCUAAGAUGAUAACAGAAACCCAAUAAGGAAUUCCAGAGAUAUUUUGCACUAGAGGCAAGUAUGUGAAUCUGUCACAGACACAAAGGGACAAACUGGACCAAAGUGGAUAAGCCAGGGGUCAGAGGAUAUUCCCCUGGAUACUAGCAUAGACCAGUUGGGUUGAUUAGCUUUCUUUUGCUACAUUUAUAGGUUCCCCCAUAUAGUCCUGUUAGAGAACUACAUUAAUGUGAUAAUUAUCAAACUGGGAUUGGUGGGUUUAAACAAAACAAAAUGAAGUUUUACUUCAUUAACUCUUACCCUUUCAUCACUGGCACUAUACUACUCCCAACCACCAUUCAUUCCAUAAAGAUUUUGGCUUGGUAGAAUGAUUUUAAUUUUGCAUCAAAACUGAUGCCUCAAUCUGGACUUUUAGGGAUUGUAGACGUGUCAAGCGACAUCCCUUUAAAAGCUUUAUACAAUCACCUGACAAUAUAAAUACAAAAUCAUAUCAGACCCAGUUUAAAUCCUUGGUGUUCAUUUUUUGAAGUUUAUGAAUGUAAAACACUACCUCUUUGGCUGUUUGCUUCAGUUUAAAAGGUUUGUCUGAUUCAUGUAUUAAUGAAUUCAGAUUAUUAACCUUAGAUUUUUUGAUCUUUUAAUGGAUUUUUUUUUGGAAUGGCAACCUACCAAGCCUAUAAACAUGGACUAAUUAGCGUCUCUCUUGAAUGGUCUAUGGGAGUUUAAAUGAUCUCUCUUUCAGGUGUAGAGCAGAGUAGUUAUUAAAAAACAUAACUGGAGAGUUAGUCAUAACAUUCAGCAGGAUUCAUAGAGCUUAGUACUUAGAAGGACAUCUUGCCAAACAAUUUUCAAACAUUACUUCACUCCUUCACAAUUAUACAAACAUGCACUUAAAUGCAGGUAACAGACUCUUGAAUCAAGCCAGUCCAGUUUCCUAUGCUGAUACGCUCCAGUGAGCUAGCUCCUCCUACAGCUCACCAUCACAUUUUCUUCCCUUGCCUACACGAACUUGAAUCAAAGCUAAUGAGUGAUGAACAGUUAACUGAAUUUCAGCCAAAAGCAAAAAGAAAACUUGUAAUUGUCUCUGGAAACAUCCAGUACUAUGAUUGGAUGUUACAAGAGAGGGAUAAUCAACACCUUAAAAUUACAGUCACACACCAGUAGGUAUCUAUCUUCCCUUGAGAUUAGUUGUAAGAAGCAGAGAGAAGGUAUCUUUACUUUGUUUUUAACCGUGUUUCAGUUACUUCCUUAACUGAAGGUAACUUUCACUGGUCAACCAUUUUGGUAAUGGUUGAUGAGAGAGAGUUCAAGUGUUAAUAGUUAAAUAUAACAUGGGAUCAUGCGAUGCAGACCCUCACCUGAACAACAAAUCACAUUGGUUCACCAAUAUUCCUGUUCCUAAAGAUCAAAAUUAUCCAUGGAAGAAGUGGUGGGUGAAUCAUCAGCAAUUGAGGUUUUCUAAAUUGGAAGUGCUGCACCAAACUUUGUGCAAGUCAUCCCAAGAUUGUUACAGCAUUCUGUACACUUGAUAGUGACUUGUCUUAAAAACAGAAAGCACACAUUUUAUUUUACAUCUGAAUUUAAGGAAUAGAUUAGAGACGAGCACUUUACCCAUUGAAAUUUGUCAGAAGCACAUUUCCCCAUUGUUUUAUAUUAUGAGUCCUAUUCUCAGGCAUUGCAAUAACAUUAAAGUUGUAACAAGUGUGCGUGUUACAGCAAUACAAGUAGAGAGCUAGGGACUUGCACAGAAAUACAUUGCCAUGUUAAUUUGGCAUUCAUGGUUAUAGACUUUGAGGAAAAUAACUUCAGCAAAUGAAUUUCUACCACAGAUUCAAAGCAUUUACAGUACAGACUGUGACACUGAGCUGAUGCUACAGUUACAGUGGAAAGGCAUCGAAUUCAGCAUCCAAACUGAUGCCUGACCAGAUGAUUUCCCACCGUUUUAUUCAGAUAUUUAAUUAAAAAAAACAUUCUCUUGAAUCUUUAGCACAAACAGCUUCUGCCAGACUCCAGUAUUACACAAUUCAAAAUGACAAAUAUCAUAUAUUUACAGAAGUAAAUAGGCAGUUUGGAGCAGGUUUCCGUGCAAGUUUUCAAUAGUGAAAGAAUGGAUACUCUUUGGGGCAGGAGGGGGGUGGGGAGAAAGAGAAACAGAUUCAUGCACACACUGCUCACUACCACCUUCAAGGACAAUUGGGAACAGGCAAUCAAUGUUGGCCUUAACAGUAAUGAAAAAUAAAUAAAACUACAACCAACAGAAUGGGAAUCAAAUUCAAGUGGUUUAAUUCUGGUGUUUAUUGUAAAAUAGCAAGCACUGCCUCGGUAAAAGAGGGGCAUUACUCAGUGGUAUCAAUCUACCAUAACGUUUUCCUCCUGUGGAAAUGUUACAAAGGGAUGGGUAAUGGGUUCAGAGGCUGCAGCAAUAGCAGAUUGUUACAAAUGUUCCCUUGCAUAAACUGGAGUCUGGCCUCCCUUGCAAUUCUGUUCCAAAAUCCAACAUGUAACAUUCGUUCCAGAGGUGUUUAUUAGCACCAAAGAAAAAGAAAAUCUCAUUCAGCACAAUAGUUAUAACCUAGGUGAGCUUUGCUUUUGUUAGUCCAUUCAUGUCUGCGUAUCACUGAGUACUGGAAGAGAGGGGGAGAAGACAGGCUGUAUGGCAACAUCCUUUGACGGAACACCGUUAGACAAAGAUUCCCAAAGGCAUGUAGUUCUCCUGGUGGCUGGGAGAAACGAGUUCUGCUCAUCUGGGUUCGGUGGUUACGAUAAUCUGAACGUGGCUUCUGUGGAACACUACCUCCUGGAGCACCGUUUGAGUACCCAACCUCUAACAGUGGCUCGACUGGGAAAGGUUUUAAAACAAGCACAGCAAAAUUUAGACCUGACAUGAUCGGCAAGACGUUAUGGGACCAC
Pristis pectinata (smalltooth sawfish) is the source of this 7208-nucleotide messenger RNA. It is a transcript of the gene ccdc61, whose product is annotated as coiled-coil domain containing 61. Gene Ontology annotation, cellular component: centrosome. The transcript is spliced from 14 exons. The record is from RefSeq and is a predicted model, not a curated record. Bases 166 to 1854 code for a protein of 562 amino acids. Lineage: Eukaryota; Metazoa; Chordata; Chondrichthyes; Rhinopristiformes; Pristidae.